Centropristis striata (black sea bass) is the source of this 2314-nucleotide messenger RNA. It is a transcript of the gene strada, whose product is annotated as STE20 related adaptor alpha. The transcript has 13 exons. The record is from RefSeq and is a predicted model, not a curated record. Gene Ontology annotation, biological process: protein phosphorylation. Gene Ontology annotation, molecular function: protein kinase activity; ATP binding; protein serine/threonine kinase activator activity. NCBI's taxonomy places the organism in Eukaryota, Metazoa, Chordata, Actinopteri, Perciformes, Serranidae. Bases 192 to 1478 code for a protein of 428 amino acids.
CUUUACAUCGUUAGUGCGCGACACGACGCUCAAACCGAGAAGAGCUGUCAAAAACAUCCCGCUAAAGGAUGGCUAGCUGAAUAAGUUAUCCUGAAUUAUAAUAUAACUCCAGUCAGGCGUUGUUACACGAUACAGGCAUUCCCCUGGUACGUGUUUUCGGCAUUUCAUAUGUAGCACACUCAAGAGGAUCCAUGUCUUUUCUUCGUUGGGUAACUGAGAAACUGAGUGUGGAGAGCCUGCGGGAUUUGGAGUUAUUUGGAGAGCAAGCUCAGGGACUCUCUCACAGGAAAGCCCAUGAGGAGAGCCAGGAGAGUCUGACCUCCCUCCCACGGCGGGACACCAUGGGCAGCUUCCUCCCUGACAGCAGCUCCUACGAGCUCCUCACCGUUAUCGGACGAGGUUUGGAUGACUUGAUGACAGUGAACCUGGCUCGAUACAGACCCACAGGAGAGCACAUAGCCAUCCGACGGAUAGACUUGGAGUCAUGCACUAAUGACAUGGUCACCUACCUGCAGGGUGAACUACAUGUGUCCAAGUUGUUUCACCACUCCAGUAUUCUACCCUACAAGAGUGUCUUUAUAGCUGAGAAUGAGCUGUGGGUCAUUACCCCCUUCAUGGCUUAUGGGUCAGCCAGAGAUCUGAUCUGCACACAUUUUGCUGACGGUAUGACGGAGCUGACCAUUGCAUACAUUUUGCUGGGCAUGCUCAAAGCUCUUGAGUACAUCCACCACAUGGGAUAUGUGCACCGGAGUGUGAAGGCCAGCCAUGUGUUGAUCUCAGCUGACGGACAGGUCUGCAUGUCAGGUCUACGGAGCAUCUUCAGCCUGAUCCGUCAUGGUCAGAGGGCCAAAGUGGUCCACGACUUCCCUCAGUACAGCGUCAAGGUGCUGCCCUGGCUCAGCCCUGAGGUGCUGCAGCAGAACUUGCAGGGCUACGACUCUCGGUCAGACAUCUACAGCCUCGGCAUCACAGCUUGUGAACUCGCCAAUGGACAUGUUCCCUUCAAAGACAUGCCAGCUACACAGAUGCUGCUGGAGAAGCUAAAUGGGACGGUGCCAUGUUUACUGGACACCACCACCAUCCCGCCAGAGGAGCUGUCCUUGAAACCGUCUCGCUCUGGGGCUGACUCUGGGAUCUGCGAGGGUCCAGGAGCCGGAAGUGUUCGCCACUCCAACGGAGAGCCCUCCUCCUCGUCAGGAGGACACCCCUACAACCGGACGUUCUCCCCACACUUCCACGCCUUCGUUGAGCUCUGUCUGCAGCGAGACCCGGAGAUGAGACCGUCUGCCUCCACUCUCAUAGGUCAUCCUUUCUUCAAGCAGAUCAAACGCCGGCCCUCGGAGGCGCUGCCUGAGCUGUUACGGCCCGUGACGCCCAUCACCAGCUUCGAGACCUCCCAGCUGCAGGGCUCUCCCUCCGGCCUGGCCAGUCUGGAGUCAGGCCUCAGCCACCUGGAGGUGGACGACUGGGACUUCUGACAGUGGAGGACGAGGUGGGGAGACACUUGUGGGAUUCUGAUGGUGAACUCUCUGAGCUUACAGGACUACAGGAAAAUGUGUUUUUUUAAAGGUCCUCUUGUAAAUAGUUUAAAUCUCAAACUAAAAGGAGUUGCUGUUCUCAGACGGAGGUUAAAAGCCAGCAGCCAUCUUGCCUCUUUGUGAUGUCUCUCACAUGCUUUUGUUCUCUAGAUAUGCAGAUAUGCAUUUUCUUGCACUGCACUGAUGGCCUCUUUCACACACACAGUUUACAGAUCGUAAACACGCAUAACCUCCCUCCCCGAGCCAAAACACAACAGGACUCCUCUAAUCCUCCUGCAGCUGCUGAGGUUUUGGAGGAGGAUCUUUGGAUGUAGACGUAGCCAAGACCUUAAGAUUCUCAAAUGGAUCAGUGGGAAGCUGCUACUGAUUAUUCAGAGGGGCCACUCUACCUCUCUGAACAAGGCUGCACAGUGGUCCUCACAGCUCACUCGGCCUCUCUACACCAGACGGAGGGUGCCGACUUUGUGCUGAGGGUCAACUUAAUGAACAGCAUGUAUACGCAAUUCUCAUCUCGCUGCCUGUGUUACAGUGUAAACCACAUCUCAUGCUUUACACGUCACUUUUGUUGCACAGAGGUUAAGCAUAACAUCUGUUCAGUUUAACCUUUGGAGAAUAGAAGUAUGUAUUUCCUUGAACUUACUCUGGGUGUGAUGUUACUUAUGUCAGAAGUGAAUGUUACAUUGGUGCUUGUUUUGUCUGCAUGUACAGUUCAAAGUGAGAGCAAAGUGUUGCAAAUGUCAAACUUGACUUUUAACAAUAAACAUUGUUCACUUUAA